AUGCAUUUCUCUCAUAUCGCAAUCACUUCCCUCCUGGCGAGCGCCGCUCUCGCCAAGCCAAUGCGCCACCUUGCCCGUCAAGAAGCCGACACACCCUCCGUUCCGGACCUCGGGCCCUUACCGCUUCCCACUGGCAUCUUCCCUGGCCUGACCAAACGCCAGUCUCAAGGCGUCGACCCCGUUGCUGGUCUUGGAAACAGAGUCGGCGGACCCACUGAGGGUACCGGCAACGGCAAUGGCAGUGGUGGCGUAGAUGAUGGAGAAGACGACGACAAUAAUGGCAAUGGCAACGGCCAAGGCAACCGUAAUGGCAACGGCAACGGCAACGCAGCAGCAGCACCGCCGCCGCCGCCACCUCCACCAGCCGCAGCAGCGCCCCCCAUGCAAGAGCCUCCCAUGCAGCAGCCGCCUCCGCCACCUCAGCAGACUGCCGCAGCCACUCCACCACCUGCUGCAGCACCUGCGGCAGCACCCGCGACGCUGCCCGCCGAAGUUGCUGCGAAGAUGAUGCAGAUGGUCUGGAACCUCGGACCAAUCACGCAGUUGAAGCCCGGUCUCGGUGUCAUGGACAACACAGUGCUGCCCAAGAUCAACAACGUCGACUCCAAGGCGUCUUGA
This is a messenger RNA of Cyphellophora europaea CBS 101466, 618 nucleotides long. RefSeq lists its product as uncharacterized. NCBI's taxonomy places the organism in Eukaryota, Fungi, Ascomycota, Eurotiomycetes, Chaetothyriales, Cyphellophoraceae. The transcript has a single exon. Bases 1 to 618 code for a protein of 205 amino acids. The record is from RefSeq and is a predicted model, not a curated record.